AUGACGCACCCAAAGUUCGUCGAUGAUCCCGAGAAGGGCACAGUGGACAUUGUCCUCCCCACCGAGCCCAAGCCCACCCAUGUCGCCAUUAACGCCCGCCUCACCGUCGUGAACGACAUCAAUGAGAAGACUGUCACCGAGGUCAGCUUGCUCCCGCCUGUGCCACCACAGAAGAUAGAGAGAAAACCGCCACAGAAGAAGCGAGCACCGUUCAAAGUACGAGCAGCGCUUUGGUUCAACACUUAUCGUAAAUUCUUUGCCUUCGUCACGUCACUAAACCUUGUUGGUCUCGUCCUCGCCUCCACCGGCGUCUGGCAAUAUCCACGACGUUAUACUGGUGCCUUCGUGCUCGGUAACCUCCUCUUCGCCAUCCUCAUGUACGACCGCACGCCACUAUGGUUCCGGCUAGGGUGCACAUCCGCCCUGCAACAUUUAGGUGGCAUCCACUCAGGCUGCGCCACUUCUGGUUUCGCAUGGCUCAUCUUCCGCGUCGUCCUGAUCUUCAUCGACCACAAGGACGUCCACAACUCCAUCCUCAUCACUGGAGUUAUCACCAACUUGGCUGUCUCCAUCAGUAUCGCGAGUGCCUUCCCGUGGGUCAGGAAUACGCAUCAUAACGUCUUCGAGCGCCACCAUCGAUUCAUCGGUUGGGUCGGUCUUCUUUCUACUUGGAUAUUCGUUGUAUUGGGCGACUCAUACGACCUUGACACGCACACGUGGAACCCGAGCGGCCGUGUUCUCCGACAGCAAGACUUCUGGUUCGCCUUCGGUAUGACAGUCUUUAUCAUGAUCCCUUGGUUUACUGUACGCGAGGUUGCUGUCGAUAUCGAAGUCCCGUCACCAAAGGUCGCUAUCCUUCGCUUCGAGCGCGGUAUGCAACAAGGCCUUCUUGCCCGUAUAUCGCGUUCGUCCAUCAUGGAGUACCAUGCUUUUGGCAUCAUAUCCGAAGGUCGUCACGCAAAGUACCACUACCUAAUCUGUGGUGUUCAAGGGGACUUCACCCGCAGCCUCGUCACCAACCCCCCAACACACGUCUGGACCCGUCAACUCAAAUUCCCCGGCGUCUCAAAUACCUCAAAGCUCUACAAACGCGGGAUCAGAGUAUGCACCGGUACCGGUCUCGGCGCCGCCCUCUCAACAUGUCUGCAGAGCAAAGACUGGUAUCUCAUCUGGAUCGGCUCAGAACAAGAAAAGACGUUCGGGCCUACGAUCUCUGGGCUGAUCAAGAAGGGUAUCGAGCCAGAACGGAUGACUCUCUGGGACUCGAAACAGAGGGGCGGGAGACCAGAUGUGAUGAAGCUUGUGAAGGACGCGUAUAAGAGUUUCAAUGCCGAGGUCGUUUUCAUCACGUCGAACUACCAGGGCAAUGCAGACCUUAUGGAGGGAUGUAAGCAGGCGGGCAUACCAGCUUUCGGUACACUAUGGGACUUCUAG
Messenger RNA from Stereum hirsutum FP-91666 SS1, 1434 nucleotides. RefSeq lists its product as uncharacterized. The record is from RefSeq and is a predicted model, not a curated record. The transcript is spliced from 9 exons. Lineage: Eukaryota; Fungi; Basidiomycota; Agaricomycetes; Russulales; Stereaceae. The coding region runs from base 1 to 1434 and encodes 477 amino acids.